Chiroxiphia lanceolata (lance-tailed manakin) is the source of this 672-nucleotide messenger RNA. Its product is annotated as permeability factor 2-like. Gene Ontology annotation, cellular component: extracellular region. Bases 1 to 414 code for a protein of 137 amino acids. Gene Ontology annotation, molecular function: chemokine activity; CXCR chemokine receptor binding. The record is from RefSeq and is a predicted model, not a curated record. Gene Ontology annotation, biological process: neutrophil chemotaxis; cellular response to lipopolysaccharide; antimicrobial humoral immune response mediated by antimicrobial peptide. Lineage: Eukaryota; Metazoa; Chordata; Aves; Passeriformes; Pipridae. The transcript has 4 exons.
AUGAGGCUGCUCCUGGCAGCGCUGGCCCUGCUCCUGCUCCUGAGCAACUUGGUGCCUGGGGGCAGUCUGUCGCUGGAGAGCCUGCUGACCAACAUGAGGUGCAAGUGCAUCAAAUCGACUGCCCAGGUUAUCAACUUGGGACUGAUCCUCACCAUCGACGUCGCGCCGCCUGGUCUGCACUGCCGGAGGAAGGAGAUCAUCCUCACCCUGAAGAAAAACAAGAGGGUGUGCGUGGCCCCCGAGGCGCCCUGGAUCCAGCUGCUCGUCCACAGGCUGACGCAGAGGAAUGCCGCCAGGAGGGCAGCGGCGGCGCGGCCGCGGCGGGAGGCGCAGCAGCGGCCGUGCCCUUCCCCUCACGGCUCCCGCGCUCCGUCCCCGCCGCCGUCCCGGUCCACGCCAGCCCCGGGGCGCUGAAUUCCCGCUGGGACGGCAGCGACACGACCGCUCCGCGCUGAGACACGCCGGGUGUCGCGGCACAACGCUGGCGCUUGCCCUGCUCCCGGGGUUUUGGCAGGGGCCGGGAGCCUUUCCCUGCCGCCCGACAAAAAAAAGGCUUCCCACACCCCCCCCCCCUCAGGCAGCCGGCGUCUCCCUCCGCGUGGCGUGUGCCGCGAUAUUCCCGCAGGCUACCGCAGCCCAUCGAGGGCACCGUCAAUAAAUGAUGAAUGUGCU